UAGUGCGGUAUUUGUGGUAAACCAAAGGAUUCAAAGGAAGGGCGCUGGCUGAAAAACAAUAUUAAUCUAUUUUUUGGAUGCAGCGUUGGACAGAUAUAAUUUAUUCUUUGUAUUUUAAUUGAACGAGAACAAAAGAGAUGAAAUUCCCAAUAGAGAACCCAAGAAAGCAAGUGAACUGGGAACAAGAGCAAGUGGCGGUUCAAAUGAACAUGGUUCCUCCAAAGAAGCCCCAGCCUGGGGUGGCCCAGUCCAGCUUGGUGCAGGCCAGUUUGGCUACCAUGCAGAACCCCAUGGGCUGUGAACCCAGGCCUAAUGGGCACUGCCCGCUCCCCAGGCUGUCCGUGUCCUCCCGCUCCGCGGUGGUGGCUAGCAUGGACAGCACCAGCUCCGCGCUCCUCACCGUCAUGAAGUGGAAGACUGUGCUGGGCGUCUUCGUGGUGGUGCUGGUGUACCUGAUCAUCGGAGGCCUGGUGUUCCAGGCCCUGGAGCAGCCGUUCGAGAGCAAGAGGAAGGACAACAUUACGCAGGAGAAAGCAGACUUCCUGCAGAGGCACACGUGCAUCACCCCCGCUGAGCUGGACGAGCUCAUAAAGCAUGCUGUAAAUGCUGCCAGCGCGGGCGUAAGCCCCAUCGACCAGACGUCAUACAACUCCAGUUACUGGGAUCUCGGAAGUGCCUUUUUCUUCGCCGGCACGGUGAUCACCACGAUAGGGUAUGGAAACAUCGCUCCCAGCACCGAGGGGGGAAAGAUCUUCUGCAUCCUGUACGCCAUAUUCGGCAUUCCUCUCUUCGGCUUUCUCUUGGCGGGCGUUGGCGAUCAGCUUGGAACCAUUUUUGUAAAGAGCAUUGCGAAGGUUGAGAAGAUGUUUCGGCAAAAACAUAGGCAAGUCAGCCAGACAAAGAUCAGGGUGAUAUCCACCAUCCUCUUCAUUUUGGCUGGGUGCAUAGUCUUCGUCACCAUCCCCGCCUUCAUCUUCAAGGGCAUUGAGGGUUGGACAGCCCUGGAGGCCAUCUACUUUGUGGUGAUCACCCUCACGACUAUUGGCAUUGGAGACUAUGUAGCAGGCGGUGAUCAGAAGAAAGAAUAUGGGGAAUGGUACAAGCCGUUGGUGUGGUUCUGGAUUUUGGUGGGCCUUGCUUAUUUUGCCGCUGUGCUCAGCAUGAUCGGAGACUGGCUGAGAGUUCUUUCCAAGAAAACAAAAGAGGAGGUCGGGGAGAUAAAGGCCCACGCGGCAGAGUGGAAGGCCAACGUUCGGGCGGAGUUCCGGGAGACGCGGCGGAGGCUCAGCGUGGAGAUCCACGACAAGCUUCAGCGGGCGGCCACCAUCCGGAGCAUGGAGCGCCGCCGCCUGGGCCUGGAGCAGCGAGCGCACUCCCUGGACAUGCUCUCCCCGGAGAAACGGGCCGUCUUCUCCAGCCUGGACACCGGCCGCUUCAAGACCACCUCGCAGGAGAGCAUCGAGAUCAAGCUGAACAACCUGCGGCUGAAGGUGGAGGAGCGCGAGGAGCGGGAGAAACGCGAGCAGGCCUCCUCCUCCGAGGACAACAUCUUCAACCGCUUCGGCUCGCUCACCAAGCUGGCCAAGCGCGGCCGGACCAAGGAGCUGAAGAAGAACAUUCCGGAGGACAUCCGCAAGAUGUACGACACCUGCGGCUGCAACGCCGCCGAGGAGGAGAAGAAGAAGGAGGAGGACGAGGAGGACGAGGAGGAGGAAAGGGAAGAGAAAGAGUGCAACACCAGUUUGUCGAAUUUAGCCCAGUGUCUGGAGAGCUCAAGGCUAACGAACGGGUUCAUACCGUUCGAAACCAAAGAGGACGAGAACGAAAACGCACUUGAAGAAACGCAAGAGCAGACCCAGAUGAGCCCCUAGAUUGGGCGUAUGACCUGUUGAAAGGUUUUUUUUUAAGUCUCAAAAUGUGCCUUUAUGUUUUGUAUGCUUAAAUGUGGAACAGACUAUGGUCUGCUGUCUGCUUAUUAAGUACUCACUGUGCCCUUCUAAAUGAAGUUUUGUCUGCCAAAAACCUACUGAAAAAGGUUGAAUUACUCAAGUUGGAAGUUAUGUUAUUGUCUGCCAAAAUGUCACAUGACUACUAUUGUAACGAGAGACUGUUUUUACGAGGUUGAGAGAAGCAAUGGAGAAUGUGUAGGACUGUAGGCUUUCCAGCCAAAUAUAUUGGCAGGAUGAAGCUGAAGAUUGCACAUUUACUCAACCUUCCAAAAGGAUUUUCUUUCUUACUAUCAAGUCAAUGUUUAUCCUUUAACAUAGUGUAACAUGGAGUCAUUGUGAAACGAGAAGAGAUGCAGAAAACUAAUGACUUAAUGACACAGAAAAGUAAUGUUUUUUUAAAAAACUGAAAAUUACUUUUAAAAAAAUUGCUGCGCAUAUUUAGUCUAGAUUGAAGACUGAAAACACUGAACACCCAGAACUUCAACUGAAAACAACAACAAAAACAAAAACUACGAUACUUUUACUGUGCGUUGUCUUUAAGGAAAAUUGCUGUAUUAAUAUAUUCCAAAGCUGUCCAGUUCAUGAUCGCAAGUGACAUCUCAGGGCUCGUUGUCAGGUGGUUGUUGUUCAUAUACACUUGUCUGAAUGAUGCUGCAUUCACACUGUAAACAAGGAUUGCAUUGGCAGAAUAUGGACGAAUGGAACAUAAGCCAUAUUGCAAAAAAAACAAAAAAAAACAAAGCUGAGUAGUUUCCAUCUAAUCAUAAUAAAACACUUUUUAUGUUUAAAAUAUGUCAAAGCAAGAAGAACACAUUUUGGAAUGCAAAUCUCAAAGCAGUGACUGUUAUAUAAUAAUCUUAUAUGACUGUUUUACUGAAACCUGGCUCGUACCCUCAGUCAGGAUGGUAAUAUUUGAGGUUUUGCAUAUAGACAGAUAUCAACAGUCAGACUGCUUCUUUGGAUAUAGUUUUUCAUGAUGUUGCUAGUCCCCUGAUUGGAAUUGACUGACAGUGUAUGUCUCAGGAUAGGUGGGUGAUGAGUGAUUUGAUUCGCUAGAGAGCACUGAGUAUGUAACGGGUAGGUGGUGUCUUGUGUAAGUGUUUGAUUUGUGUUUGAGAAUUCCUUCCCCGUAAUGCACCUGUGCAAUUAUUUAAUGGCCCUCCAUCACAGAUGUGGGUAUUUGUUAUUGAGCCAGCUAUAUUGAAACCAAGAGGGAUUCACCACACAAAGGGUUUUAUAGUUUCUAUACGUAUGUAGACAAUAUGAAACCAAAAUGUUAUAUCAUCAUGAUAUGUUGGAUGCUGACUUCUUCUCAACAGAAAAUGCUCCGUUUUCAUUUAAUGAUAACAUUUCAUACUGUAUAUGUCCAAGACGGAUACAUUUUACUCUAUCAGAGUUCAUUUAGCCAUGUUGCUUAGCUCUACACCCUAAUCUAUUUGCAUCUUCUACCGACUCAUUCUGUAAUGCGCACCAUUAUCAGCUGUACACGUGCAUGGUAUAGUCAUCUCCUCACCACAGUCAUCCCACACAAUAAACCCUGUGAGCCAGUCAGUGUGUUCUUACUUCCAUUAAGUCUAGGCUAAGCAUCUCAAAAAUAGAUUUGCUGCUAGAUUUGUAUAACACAUAAUUACAUAAAGAUCGUUUUUUAAAUUAAUGAACUGAAAAUGUGUGACCCAUUAAGUUGUUGAUGGUUAAAAAAAAUAUCUGUAAGUGAUCACUUCUGCACUAUGCUAAAUUCUUAGCUAACGUCUCUCUCUCUCUCUCUCUCUCUCUCUCUCUCUCUCUCUCUCUCUCU
Messenger RNA from Conger conger (European conger), 3744 nucleotides. It is a transcript of the gene kcnk10b, whose product is annotated as potassium channel, subfamily K, member 10b. NCBI's taxonomy places the organism in Eukaryota, Metazoa, Chordata, Actinopteri, Anguilliformes, Congridae. Gene Ontology annotation, molecular function: potassium ion leak channel activity. Gene Ontology annotation, cellular component: membrane. Bases 138 to 1871 code for a protein of 577 amino acids. Gene Ontology annotation, biological process: potassium ion transmembrane transport; stabilization of membrane potential. The record is from RefSeq and is a predicted model, not a curated record. The transcript is spliced from 7 exons.